Centropristis striata (black sea bass) is the source of this 1824-nucleotide messenger RNA. Its product is annotated as zinc finger protein OZF-like. The record is from RefSeq and is a predicted model, not a curated record. Gene Ontology annotation, biological process: regulation of immune system process; negative regulation of transcription by RNA polymerase II; regulation of cytokine production. The transcript is spliced from 3 exons. NCBI's taxonomy places the organism in Eukaryota, Metazoa, Chordata, Actinopteri, Perciformes, Serranidae. Bases 228 to 1673 code for a protein of 481 amino acids.
AAAGCAGCAUCAGCAUAUCUGGUUGUUGCGUCUCCGGUUGUAAGAAUCGUUAUUCCACCGAUGGACUAAAGUUUUUUUGUUUUUUUGUUUGUUUUUCAGAGCAACCGGAGGCGUCUGUGGCUGCAGGCGGUCAAACGAGACGACUGGAAUGAAAACAAAAUAAAAAAUGCUCGAGUCUGCAGCGCCCACUUUAUAUCAGAUACAGGCCGGGGGACAACUGCAGGAGGAUGGACCUCAGACGGAACUUUAGUUUGAAAAUCAAAGAGGAAGUUGUUUUAAAGGAGGAGGAGGACUCAGACUGUCAGAUUCAUCAAGCUUUACCUUCAGAUGUCCAGAAAGUGAUCAUUGGUGAAGAACAGCAGCAGGAGAGGAGCUCCACUCUGGACCAGGACCAGGAGGACCCAGAGCCCCCACACAUUAAAGAGGAACAGGAGGAACCUUGGAGCAGUCAGGAGGGAGAGCAGCUUCUUCCUGUCCCUGUGAAGAGUGAAGAAGAUGAAGAGAAACCUCAGUCCUCACAACAGAAUACUGACUUUAAGGCAUCAGGCUCUUCUGAGACUGAGGUCAGUGAUGGUGACUGGGAGGAGACCAGAGAACCUCAAUCAGGUUCAGAGUCUCAGAAAAACAAUGAAGUCGCUGCUGGUGACUCCGGUGAGCGAUCAUAUAACUGCUCUGAGUGCGGUCAAAGAUUUCACCUCAAGGCAAAUCUGAAAAGACACAUGAUAACUCACACAGGAGAGAAACCUUUCAGCUGCUCCGUUUGUAAGAAAACUUUUGCAUGGAGAGGACGACUACAGAAUCACAUCAGAAUCCACACGGGAGAGAGACCUUUCAGCUGCUCCGUGUGUGGAAAAGCUUUCAUUGAAAGUGGAAAUCUGAAGAGACACAUGAGAGUCCACACAGGGGAGAAACCAUUCAGCUGCAGCAUGUGUGACCAAAGAUUCACAUGGUACGAUCAGCUGAAAAACCACCAGUGUGCUGGUCUGCUUCAUCAAAGACAAAUGGAAGCAGAAGCUGAUGGAGACACUGAUGAAAAGGCUGGAGAUGACAAUGGUGAUUUGAAGGAGACCAGAGAACCUCAGUCAGGUUCAAACGCUUUGAAAAAGCAUAAUAAAUGUAGUACUAAAGAGAAACCAUUUAGCUGCUCCGAGUGUGGAAAAAGAUUUGGCCGAAGGACAACUCUGCGUGAACACAUGACGACUCACACGGGAGAGAAACCGUUCAGCUGCUCCAUGUGCGGCAAAAGAUUUAGAAGGAACAGAGUUUUGCUGUUACAUAUUAAAACUCACACGGGGGAGAAACCCUUUAGUUGUUCAUUUUGUGGUAAAAACUUUACAGAAAAAGCUACCAUGAUGCACCACAUGAGAAUCCACACCGGGGAGAAACCGUUCAGCUGCAGCGUAUGCGACAAAAGAUUUGCCUGGCGUUCCCAGGUAAAAACCCACAAGUGUGUUGAUCAGAGUCAGACUGAGAACAGAGAGACAGAGCCUCCAGCCAGCUGCUCCACUGGACACAUGGAAACAGAAGCUAGCGGAGAGGACUGUGGAGGACCAGGACUAGACAGGAACUGUGAACCAGAUCCACAUAUAGAAUCAGAUACUGAUGAGAAGACUGGAGACUCUUUUGUAGCCGAGAUUGAAGUUAGUUGUGAUGAUUGGGAGGAGACCAGGUGAUGUUACUUGCUUGCUGACAGAUCUAAAAAUUUUUUAAUUUAAUUCAUCCUUGAGCAAGGUAAUACAGUCAUGGAAAAAUGAUUAGACCACCCUUGUUUUCUUCAGUUUCCUUGUUCAAUGCCUGGUACAACUAAAGGUACAUUUGGGCAAA